Messenger RNA from Dichotomopilus funicola, 513 nucleotides. Its product is annotated as carbonic anhydrase. Gene Ontology annotation, molecular function: zinc ion binding; carbonate dehydratase activity. The record is from RefSeq and is a predicted model, not a curated record. The transcript has 3 exons. The coding region runs from base 1 to 513 and encodes 170 amino acids. NCBI's taxonomy places the organism in Eukaryota, Fungi, Ascomycota, Sordariomycetes, Sordariales, Chaetomiaceae.
AUGAGCGCCAUCCAGAAGAACGUUGAAGCCAGCUCGGCCAGCUACUCCGCCUCCUUCACCAAAGGCGACCUCGCUCUGCCUCCGGCGAAGAAGUAUCUCGUCCUCACCUGCAUGGACGCCCGCAUCGACCCUGCUCAAGCCUUUGGGAUCGAGCUGGGCGAUGCCCAUGUUAUUCGUAACGCUGGCGCAUCCGCCGUCGACGCCCUCCGCUCCAUCGUCAUCAGCGAGCAGCUGCUUGGAACCACCGAGAUUGUGCUCGUCAAGCACACCGGCUGCGGCAUGUUGACUUUCAAGAACGAGGACGCGUAUGCUAUUGUCGAGAAGAACCUUGGCCCAGCCGCCGUGGACGAACUCAAGGCCAAGAACCUGGAUUUCCUCCCCUUCCCUGAGCUGGACGAGGCCGUCAAGAAGGAUGUUGCGUACAUCCAGGCGUCGAAGCUGGUGCCAGACUCGGUGACCCUCAGCGGGUGGGUGUAUGAGGUUGAGACUGGGAAGACUAGGCGGGUUGUUUGA